Messenger RNA from Staurois parvus, 333 nucleotides. NCBI's taxonomy places the organism in Eukaryota, Metazoa, Chordata, Amphibia, Anura, Ranidae. The record is from the annotation of a GenBank genome assembly.
GGUCAGAGACUGCAGACAUACUACGGGAGACGGUCAGAGACUGCAGACAUACUACGGGAGACGGUCAGAGACUGCAGACAUACUACGGGAGACGGUCAGAGACUGCAGACAUACUACGGGAGACGGUCAGAGACUGCAGACAUACUACGGGAGACGGUCAGAGACUGCAGACAUACUACGGGAGACGGUCAGAGACUGCAGACAUACUACAGGAGAUGGUCAGAGACUGCAGACAUACUACAGGAGAUGGUCAGAGACUGCAGACAUACUACAGGAGAUGGUCAGAGACUGCAGACAUGCUUACAGGAGACGGUCAGAGACUGCAGACAUACU